AUGGGCUCGGUCUCGGACUGCCAGGCGAAUGGCAACCACCAGCCGGCGGCGGCGGCAGAGGCGGAGCAGGUCGUCGAGGAGGGCGAUGCCGGCGACACGAUCAAUGGCAACUACCAGCCGCCGCAGCCGGUGGCUCAGGCGGGGCAGGUCGUCGAGGAGGGCGAUGCCGGCGUGACGAUGGAAGGCGUCGCUUCCAUCGCCUUGCUGCCUACCGGUGCCAUCUCCGGCCAUUUCAUUCGACUCCCGGGCUCCAUCUGCUACGGGCUACACGGCACCCGUAUUCAUCUCUCCCCAUUCCCCCUACAGCUGUUGCUGAUUUGUUCCAAGUUUCACGCUUGA
Messenger RNA from Miscanthus lutarioriparius, 339 nucleotides. Lineage: Eukaryota; Viridiplantae; Streptophyta; Magnoliopsida; Poales; Poaceae. The record is from the annotation of a GenBank genome assembly.